Molecule: messenger RNA, 1830 nt
Organism: Brugia malayi
Lineage: Eukaryota; Metazoa; Nematoda; Chromadorea; Rhabditida; Onchocercidae
Gene: Bma-fipp-1
Exons: 14
Coding region: 1-1830 (609 amino acids)
Cellular component (GO): mRNA cleavage and polyadenylation specificity factor complex
Molecular function (GO): RNA binding
Source: RefSeq, a predicted model, not a curated record
AUGUCUGGGGAACCUCUUCUCGAUUUGGACGAACAUUACGAAGAGCCCUUGCCUCCACACGAUGAAGAAGAUAGUCAGAUAGGAAGCAGCGAUAUAAGCGUGCCUGUGAAUGGUGAUAGUGAGCACAACGUUAAAUCUGAUGUGACAACCACGCAGAUUGUGGAAGAGGCAGAAUUAUUGGGUGAUGAUGACGACAGUGAUGACGAAGAAGUGGUUGUCACUAUUGGACAAAUUAAGCAAAACGUUCCAUUUCCUACUGCGAAAGCAGCCGGAAGUAGUGUUGGUAAACUUGAUAUCGAUGGAACUCCAACAAUCAAUGGAGAACCAAUAUAUGACUUAGACUUGGCACAGAUGGAGGAGAGACCUUGGCGAAAACCUGGUGCUGACAUUACGGAUUACUUCAAUUACGGAUUCUGUGAAGAGACGUGGAAUAUGUAUUGCGAGAGACAAAGGAAAUUAAGAUCUGAAUAUGGUACACAAGCAGCUGUUAACAAGGCCCUUUUCUCGAGCAUCACUCUUGUUCCUCCAAUUUCACAAAAUACUACUUUAACAGGUGGUCGGCAGUUGCAAACAAUUCCGAUUCUGGGACAGGAAAAAUCAUCAAUGGAUCUCAGCGGUUUCAAAUUGGAAGCAAAUCAGCAGCCCAUAAUGCGCACUAUAUUAACUGGUACAGCACCUAGAACAGUUGGUUCUGGUGGAACUUCCGGAACAUCUUUGUCUGUUUCUACAGUUAGUGUUCUGGAUGGCACUAGCGAUGGAGUUGUAGUACCCCUGGCUCCAGAUAAUUCGGUUUCAUCCUUAACAAAUGUUACCACAUCUGGAACUCCCGACUUUACUAAAGCUCCACCGGAUUUCUCUAAACCACCACCGGUUAUUGAUAUCACAAAUACUGCUAAUAAAAGUAACGUGCCGAUACCAACAGUCUCAGCUCUUUCCAAGAUAUCGGUCCCGGCUAAUGAUGGUCCACCAGGAGUGGAUGAACCAGCGCCACCUGGUUCCUCUACGCCACCGCCAAGUUUCAGUGAUAUGAAUGCACGACAUAUUCCAACGGUUGACACUUCCGUACCACCGCCUGGAUUUAAUCCAAUGUUGCCACCACCGGGAAUUGGCGCACCACCACCCGUAAGACUUGGAUUACCAAAUACAAACGUACCUCCACCAGGUUUCAGCGUACCUCCACCUAACUUUUCACAACCAUCACUCAACUUUCCACCGCCACGAUUCGGUAACUUUAUGUUACCAACUUUCCCACCUCCUGGUCUGGAUCGUCGAGAACUCAAAGAUGAUGACAAAGAUCGAUCCGAUCGUGAUCGUUGUCGUGAACGUGAAAGAGAUCGUGAUUCAGGUGACAGUGGAGAAGAUGAUUACAAUAGCAGUCGACGAAGGUAUCGAAGGCGAUCCAGGUCGUACUCCCCACGGGCUUCAAGACGACAUCGCGAUGACCGAGAUAGGGAUCGGGACUCAGAAAGAUAUCGAGAUAAAGAUCGUGACAGAGAAUCGCGCUCCAGACGACAUCGUUCACGAAGCAGUUCGCCUUAUGAAAGUUCACGCAAUUCACGGAGAAAAGAAGAUCGCGAUAAAGAUAAAGAGAAACGAAGAAAUAAGAAAGAUGAGUCGGGAAUUCGGGCAAAGGAAGAACUUACAGAAGAAAAAGAUGACGAUAAAAGAGAAGGAAGUGAAAGGAAAAAAGAUGAUUCGGAGAGGAGUGAUCGGGACAAAGAUAAAGGCAAGGAUAGGGAUAGGAAAAGAAGGCGUCACCGAAGUGAUGAUAGCCCAGACAAACGUGAGAAAGAGAAGAAAACGAAAGUCAAGGAGGAUCCAUCGGCGUAG